ACGGAACUUCAUCUCUUAUUAAGUGUCCAAUUUACGUGUAUCAGCAUUUAGCACUUGCCAAGAUGAUAUUUAGUACCCCUACUGUCUUGAGCGGUACCGCCCUCGUCACCAUCACUGGAUACCUCGCCGCAAUGGAAACACCUUCCUUAUGAUAGGCGGUCAACCCCCAACCUUCCCCUACAACUCCAAAAUUUUCCCUCCCCUGCCUCGCCGCCACGUUCUUCAAGCGGGCCAUCUUCGACACUACCCGUCAGACACUUUACGACGCGGACGACCGCCUUUCUGUUGGCGCUGCAGUUUCAAAGUUCUCCCCCGACGGUCUUCCUGGUUCUUGCCUCACAGAACCGCGAAGAAACUACUCAGAGACGAUUUCACCCCCAAGGACAACCAACUCCCUCCCGCUGGUGACAACAUGAUUGAUAUCUACACGCCCGCUUCAUCACGAUUCCAGAGGUACUGUAAGCCUGGCGGGCUUACCACGUGACGGACGCGCUCGGCGUAUUCGCUCCUGAUCAAGUUAGACACCGCGCCUCAUUUACUUAGUGUUUGGCCAUUUGAUGCUCAUCCCUAUAUACAUACAGCAUCGUCGGUAUCUACAUCUUAUCUUC
Molecule: messenger RNA, 608 nt
Organism: Suillus subaureus
Lineage: Eukaryota; Fungi; Basidiomycota; Agaricomycetes; Boletales; Suillaceae
Exons: 1
Coding region: 149-484 (111 amino acids)
Source: RefSeq, a predicted model, not a curated record